Cornus florida is the source of this 3898-nucleotide messenger RNA. Its product is annotated as disease resistance protein L6-like. Gene Ontology annotation, biological process: signal transduction; defense response. The coding region runs from base 1907 to 2932 and encodes 341 amino acids. The record is from RefSeq and is a predicted model, not a curated record. Lineage: Eukaryota; Viridiplantae; Streptophyta; Magnoliopsida; Cornales; Cornaceae. Gene Ontology annotation, molecular function: ADP binding. The transcript is spliced from 3 exons.
UGAAAUCUAUACAAAGGACUGUUUAUGGCUCUCCUGUCUCAUCACACUUCCUGCAAUUCUUCUCACCUUUCUUGUGUCUUCGCCUCUGAAACUCAAGAACACAUCCAGAGAUUCAUACAUGUAUGUGCUUAAUCACCUCUCCACCUGCCGGAAGGGGUCGACUAUGAUGUGUUCUAUGAGUUUCAGAGGCAAACACACAUGAGAUUGUGGGUUUGAGGCCUUGAAAUCCUUGAAGAUAUUGGGCUUGCCAUCUUGCAUAUCUUUGGAUAAUAUAGUUUCAUAAUUUCUGUGUGGAUGUUAGGGCUCAAUUUCGCCGCUGAAGCUUCGAUUUCAGACAAUUCAUUAAAUCAAUCUAUGAACAUAGACUGACAAUAUUUGCUCGAGGUAAUCUAAUUCAUUUGCAAUAGAACGGUGUAUAAUUUGUGAAUUGAUUAUUUUGAGAUUUAAGUUGUUUUCUUAGUUAGGUUUUGAGAUAUUGUGUUACAGAACAAGCUUCAAAGCUUGAAAGGAAUUUAAAUAUUUCUGUAAAGAUUUAUUUUCUUUCUUAAAAUUGUUUGGAUCCAGGAUUUGCAAUCGGUAAGAAAUGCAUGAUUUUUUGUAGAGGGGUCGAUUCCUCAUGCCAAUUGCAAUUUACUAUUGAAAUCAGGUACCGCGAGGCAGAGAAAAAUUGAAGUUCCUAAACAUCCAUGUUUGUUUUCAUAGAUUUUGUGUAGUUUGAUGCAUAAAUGUUUACUAGUAUGCUUACUGCCUAAUUUCUCUUUCUCAGUCUAUAAGUUUUUCCAGGUAACAAUUCUGUAAGAAAUACUAUCACUGUCUAAAUCCUAGAUGAUUUCAUGUGGAGGACUUUGUGUAUGGCUACUUAUGUUCUGUAAGUAAUGUUAUCACCGUCUAAAUUCUAGAUGAUUUCAUGUGGAGGACUUUGUGUAUAAGAUUCCUAAUACUAGCAGGAAUUUUGAAGCUUCAAAUUACUUUUUAAUACAUUUUGUAAAUAACAAUUUCAAAUCUUUCCAUGUUAAAGCCGAAAUUUUUUCUUGCCUCAUCAACUGCUACUGUGCAGUAUAUUUGAUAUUUAAUAUAUUCUAAUGGUUAAAUAUUCUACUCAAUUUUAGAUAUAUGUUAAUAAUGGUUGUAUAUACCCAAUAAGUCUUCAAUUCUGGCUUGAGAGCUGGGAAAGACCAAUACUUCAAUUUCUGCUUCUAUAGGAAAAACACGAGCUCUGUAGUAACGUCUAAUGUCUUCAUAUAUAUUAAGAGAUUUUGGGUGCAACUUAACUAAAUCAUAUUGUUUGAGCCAUAUUUUGAAUUUUGAUUCUGAAACUGAAUAAAUGAAAUCAAGAAAAGCUCAUAUUUGAUGAGAUCUUUUAUUGGCUUGUCAAUCUAAAAAUUGUGUCGGUUGCAUUUAGUUUGCUAGAGAUCAAGCUUUUAAGCACCCCUUUUCUGCAACUAAUAGGACCUCUUAUGCAGCUAUAUACUCCAUUGUUGAUGCCUCCAUAUUGUUAUUGUUAAGUCUUUAAAGACAGCAAGUUAACCCGCAUCGAUCUUGUAUUAAUUGUUGCUUUUGUAGCUUUUAGAGCAGAGUCCACAAAAAGUUUUUGUUGUAGCUUUUAGAGCAGCGUCCACAAAAAGUUUUUGGCUUACUGCUUGAAUUUUUUCAUUUUAUUUACCACAUUCAUGGUAAGUAAUACUGCAUAGGGAAGGGAAUUUGCACUAAUACUUUAUUUUUUAGUUCCCAUCUGUUGUUUAUUAUUGCAUGUAUCUAAUCUUGGUAUACAGGUAUGUAUGAUUUGAUGGAAAAUGCAAGUCCUGCUGGGAAAAUCAACUGAGAUAGGGAGAUUGAAAUAGAGGAUGGUUUGAAAUUUCUGGCAACUGGUUCUCCCUUUACAAGCCACGUGCCACCUGCUAGUGUCAUGACAUGGCUCGUUCUUAUCAUGAUUUGGACUUUGGAGGAAGCUCAUAAGAAAUCCCAACACCAACUCAAACCUUUUGGGACUGAUUUGGUCUCCGAUAUCAAUUCAGGAUGCGACUACGAAGUGUUCUUGAGUUUCAGAGGUGAAGACACCCGUAAAACCUUUACUGACUACCUCUACCGCGACCUUGUGGAAGCAGUAAUUCACACGUAUAGAGACGACAAUGAGCUUCGCAUUGGAGAGAAGAUAGGUGAUGAGCUUCUCAAGGCAAUAGAGAACUCAAAGGUAUCCAUACCAGUCUUUCCCAAAGACUAUGCUUCUAGUAAGUGGUGCCUGCUUGAGCUCACCAAGAUGGUCAAGUGUAAGACGACUUUGGGGCAAACCAUAAAACCCAUUUUCUACGGCAUCAAACCAUCUGAUGUGCGACACCAGAUGGGGAGUUACGAAAAGGCCUUCCAGGAACACGAGAAGAAAUAUGAUAGUGCUACUGUGGAGGGAUGGAAGAAAGCCUCGAGGGAGGUUGCAGAAUUGAAGGGUUGGGAAGUUGCUGAUAGGCAUCAAGGAGAACUAGUAAAGGAGGUUGUUUCAAAGGUAUGGGGAGAGCUGAAAAGGAACUACUCAGUGGUUGUAAAUGAAUGGUUAGUUGGAAUUGAUGAUCAUGUAGAAAAAAUGAUGAAAUUGUUGAGUGUUAAUUCCAAUGAUGCAAGGAUUGUGGGAAUCCAUGGCAUGGGAGGAAUUGGCAAGACCACAAUAGCCAAGGUCAUCUACAGCCAACUCUCCCAACAUUUUGAUUCCUGUUGCUUCCUUCCAGAUGUUAGAGAAACAGCCCAACAACAUGAUGGUCUUGUUAAUUUGCAAAACCAACUUAUAUCAAAAAUCUUAAAGCCGGGAUGCGCUGACAUUAUUACUAUGGAUGAAGGCAUUAAUGUAAACAAAGACAGAUUUUCUGAGAAGAAAGCUCUUGUUGUCGUUGAUGAUGUUGAUAAAGAAAUUCAUCUUCAUGCACUCGUGGGAAAGUGUGUUUAAUUUGGUUCUGGAAGUAGGAUAAUUGUUACAACUAGAAACAAAGACAUUCUAACAAAAUCUUCUUGUAAUAUCUUUGUUUCUAGUUGUGACAAUUAUCCUACUUCCAGGAGGUAGAUUGCUGGAUUUAUGAACCAGAGGAAUUGGAUUCUAAUCUAUCUCUUCAGCUUUUCAGCAAACAUGCUUUUAGAAGACACCAUCCCCCAGAAGAUUAUGGUACUCUAUCUAGAGCUGUUGUGUCCACUACUGGAGGGUGUUGCCUUUGGCUCUUGAGAUUAUUGGUUCUUCUUUUUAUGGGAAGAGAAAAGAAGUAUGGAAAGAAACAUGGAAGAAGUUGAAAAGAAUACCGGAUCGCGAAGUGGAGAAGAAGUUGAUUAUAAGUUAUGAAGCAUUAUAAUAUGAACAACAACAUAUAUCUCUCGAUAUUGCAUGUCUUUUCAUUGGAGUGGAUAAAAGAGUUGCUUUCCACAUGUGGGAUGACUGCAAUUUUUAUCCUGAAAAUGGGAUUGAAGCUCUUAUGCUCAAGUCCUUGGCGAAAAUUGGAGAAAACGACGAGCUAAGGAUGCAUGAUCAGCUUAGAGAACUUGGUAGGUAUAUUUCUGUCAAGAAAGUAUCCAUGAGCCGGGUGAGCGUAGUAGGGUGUGGCUACAUAAGGAAGCCUUUUACAUAUUAGAGAGUCGUAUGGUAAGAUCCAACUCAAUAGAUGUUCCUUAUUAAGCAUUAAUUUUCUUCUCACCUUACUAGCACAAUUAUGUAUGAACUCAAAAGCAGGCUCGAUCACUAGGCCAAUUAAGGGGUUGUCCAAGGCCCCCAAUCCAAAAAUCUCAUUAGUCUUUUAAAGUAGGCCCCACCAUAGGUUUGCCAAUUUUAGCAGUUUUAAUGUUAAGAAUCUCAAUCAAUUUCUCCUCCUCUCACACGUUCUUCUAUUUUCUUCAAUUAUAUCUAUCAAACUCUUGCCUUUCCACAUUC